GGGCCUCCAAAGCCGUGGAGGCUAAGAAACAGGGGAAAGGGAAAAAGAUGCUGUCUGAGGAGGAGGAAGAGGAAGAAGAGGAGGAGGAGGAGGAAGAUUAUUCUGCAAAGAAAAAGAAGAAGGACCUGCACCUUAAAGGUGCCUCCCACCUGUUGAUGGGGUUGGCGGGCGAUGAGGCCAGGAAGAAGAAGGGGGCAAAGAAGGAGCAUGCCAAGGCUCAGCUAAAAGGGGCUACCAAGGCCAUGGCAGGUCUAGCGAGGAAGGAAGUGGCACCACCCAAGUCCAAAAUGAAGAAAAGCCUGAAGAGUGCAUCAAAGCUCUUCAUGGGCUUCAAGAGGCUAGGCCUCAAGCGCUCCAAGAAGGGCCAGUUUAAAAACACCUCCCGGUUUUUCUGGGGGCUGAAGAAAUACAGCACGAAGAAGAAGAAGAAAUCGAAGAACAAGGCCAUGCUGAAAUCCACUUCCAACCUCAUGAUGCGCUUUAAGAGUAUGGGGAAAAAGAAGGAAGAGGUGGCCCGUGGCAACCUGAAAAAGCCCUCCUUCCUGCUACUACGGCUGGGAGGUGAGAAACCGAAGGAGCAGGGUGGGUUCUUCAGUAGCCUCUUCCGCCAGAAGAGAAUGAAAGCGAAAUUCAAACCUCGAGCUCAGAUCCUGAGCAAAGCUGCGGCCGCCACCAGCUGGCUGACAAGAAAGUUCCUGUCCAAACGGGCCAGGCUUCCCUCCAAUGAGAGGUCCAUGAAUGAGGCCUGGCUGUCUAGGAUUGGAGCUAAGAAACUCCCCUUCCCAUCCGAGGAUGAGAUUCUAAGGCACCGAGCCAACAUGAGAAGGUUCUCUGGAGCCAGGAGGCUCUGUGGCCAAGUCGAAGAGGAAUAUGGUUACCAGCCAUAUUUUGAACACGGUGGCUUUGUGAGGCAGCCCUCUGGUAGGUUCUCACAGCCAGGGCCAAGUGGGUAUGAGAACCCUGCAGCCUCACUGGACUACUACAACUGUUACCAGGAUGACAGCAACUUUUAUGACCCACCAGAUGACAGCAACUUUUAUGACCCGCCAGCCCCAGCUCAGUAUGGCUAUCCUGAGGUGGAAAGCUACCUCCAGGCACCAGCUGACUACGCGGAUGGAUACAGCUUUCAUAACAGACGGGCGUCUGAUUACGAGGACUACCCUGAGUAUGAGAUGGAAGGAGACUUUGGGCUUUACGAAGAGCCCAUGGACUACUAUGACGAUCCACUGCAAAACCAACCUGACUACUAUGACUAUGAAGAUCAGGAUUAUGAGCCACCUUCUGGCUAUUCACCAUAUGAACCCUAUGACCAAUAUAGGGGUGAUAUGGAUUACUAUGAAGAGCAAACAGGGCCAUACGGCUCUUUUGAAGACCAAUACGGUCCUUCUGGGGGGCCCUACGAUCUGAGGGGAGAUGAAAUGGGCUAUCUGGAUGAUUAUUCUCCUCAGCAUGAAAUCAGUUACAGUGAAUGUGAAUGGGGCCCUCCAGCUCAGUCUUCCUAUAACCCUUAUGCGUAUCCUUUGGACGAUAUAACGGAGAUGGACGAGCCAGAGGAGUUGGCGGAGGAGAAUGGAGAUUACCCCUUUAUGCUCCCUAAUUCUUCCUUCUUCGACCAGCAGGGGAUCGAGGAAACGUUGCCUUCUAAGCUGUCGUUAAACAGGAAGUUCAGGCUCUUCCCCAGGCCUCAAGUGAAGUUGUUUGGCCGGGACAAACUGGACAUUCCCCUCCCUCCUUCUCCGCACAUCUCCCUUGCUGGCUUGGAUCAAGAUGAGGAUGACUACGAUGAAUACGAGUCGCUGGCACCUCCCUUCGCCCAGUUCAGCAAUGGGUAUCUCCAACCCUCGGUGGCCCAAGGCCAUGUUGGCCAGGCUCAUGGCAGCAGGCUUCCUAGGCCUCACUCUCCAAAGUCGGUGGGAAGCAGGUUCAGCCCAGAUGUCCAGCAAGGCAAUAUCCAGGGGGCGCAUUCGCAAAGCUUCUCUCCACGAGGAUGUGGGAGCCCCCUCGGGCAGUUCUUACAGAAAUCCCUCACGCAACCAAAGCCCAUUUUAAAACACCGCGAGAGUGUGGUGAAGGGCAGGCCCGCCACGCCCUCAUCGGUAAGGAGGGCAACGUCCUUGUCAUUUGGUGAGAACGGGCCUCAGAGGCCGCCUUCCCCUCAGCCAUCAAUUAGACACGGCGACAUGCCAAGAGCCACCUCUUCCCCAAAACUUAGCAGGCACAGCCGGAGUCCAGAGGGACCGCGUUUUUAUCACCCUUCUCCUCAGCCUUCUGAGAGACAUUUUGACAUCUCCCAGGAGGAAUCACACGUCCAGCAUCCAUUAAUUGAGCCUUCCUAUAAAAAGUUUGGCCACAAGUUAGCAGGGAUGGAAACCUUGGACUCGGCAGCUCUCUUGCCUAGGAGAAAAUUUGGGUACACAGCCACUAAUAACAACAAUUCACAAGGGCCUCCUUCCCCUCAGCCUUCCCGGAGGAGCAUCUCCUCCUCCCCACAUCCUUUAAGGAGAGUAGGAAGCAGAAGCAGCCUGGAGCCCCCCAGGCCACCGUCUCAGUCUACUGCGUGGCUGAGAUCCCCUUCCCCGAAACCCAGUGUGAAAAGGCUCAACUUUAACCAGCCACAGCCCGAUUUUCAAAAGCCGGAGGCAAACAGCCCCUUUCUGCAGCCGUUUGGUAGCCACCACAUCAGUAGCACAAGGGGUGAGCCACCUUCCAGCCUGCCGUCUCCGCAGCCGUCCCUCAAAUCCAGCUCAUCGAGGUUUCAGAUGUUUGGCUCAGCUCCCCAAGGCGCCACCCUGGCUAGGAACUUAGCCCCUCAACGGCUCCAUAAUUUUGCCUCUGGGGAGCUGAAGGGCCCCUCUUUACCUCACCCCUCCAUGAGGCAGUUUGCGUCUCCUCCUGAGGCAAUGUCUCCUGGCUUUUCGGCAAGGGAUGCUGGGAGCAGACAGUCUUCCCCUCAGCUAUCCAUGGAAAUGCAUAGGCGGCUCCCCCAGGCUUGGAACAGACAACCCGAGCCCCCAACGAAAGCAGUGAAGCCUUUAAUGAGGAACUCAUUCCUGAAGCAGUUGGGCCAUCCAGCAGGGGCUCAGUCUCCCCACCCCACAUCCCCGAUGCCGUCCGUCCGAGGUGUGCCACCUCCCCGGGCAUCAGCAAGAACGCCCUCCCCUCAGAUGCUGACACGCCAAGGAAGCCAUCGCGUUACCAUGAAGGACUCUGCUAACUUUCCACCUGGUUGGUCCCCGUCCCCCAUAAACACUAAGGGGCCAUCAAGAGAGCUGCCUGCGGGGCCACGUAGGGAUGGGGCUUCUGAGAAUGAAAUACCGGCUCAGCAAUCUGCGUCACCCAAGGUGGCAGGAGGUGGAAGCCUGAGGAGCAUUUCAAAGCUGCCUCCACCUCCCAGCCCUGCUCCUGGAGCCCCUAAGGCAUUUAUCAAACGCAUCGGUCAGCCUCUGGCUGGGAUGACCCAGAUGCCUCUCACAGAAACCAGCAGCAUGCUCGCGGGCAGAGCAGGAGGUGGGAAUACAUUGCUGAAACGGUUUGGACAGCCAGCGGCAGGUCAAACACCAGGACCCACGGGUUUCAAAUUCUCAGUAAGGGAGGGUGGACAUGUAGCCCAGUCACAACGCCCGCCAUCCCCGACACAUCCUAGACACCCUCUUGGAAGGAGCCCUUCUCAGAAACCGGCCUCCCCCGCUCCCUCUCUAAAACACGCUACGAUGCCAAUGGGAGAAGCAAAUAAGUCACGGGCGCAUCUGGGCCUUCAGUCACAAAGAACAGUGGCCUUCAAAGGCUCCCAUGUUGUGACGGCAACUGGUCCCGCCUUUGCCGGGUCCCCGUCUUUGCGGAAAGCAUGUAGCAGACCAGCUAAACUCCCAGCUGAGCUCUUGGAGAAUGAGGACGUGUCUGGGGAGGAUGGCGCAGGGAGGUACGCUGUGGUCAUGCCGCAGGUCCAGAGGCUGGGCUCCUUCAGAAGGAUGUCCUACCUGCACAAGCAACACUGGUCUAAGCAGCAGAUGGUGAACGUCCAUGCAUCGCCCAGCGUACGGUCGUCUGAGAAAUUGCUUCAUAACCCUCCUGCUGAGAGCUUUAACAGGUGGUCAGGCCAGCGAGGAGACAGCGCUGCGAGGUACCUGACCCACAGACCAUCAGCGCAGAACCGGAGCGAUGGGAACCACUGGGUGCGUGGGAGCACGGGCAAGACGCCACCCUGGCACAAUAAGAUGCACUCCCUCGGCAGCCCGCCCUCCGCGAGCCCCCGAGCCGAGCCGAAGGAAGAUGGCGUGGAGGACAUGACCCAGCUGCAGGACCUCCAGGAGGGGGCGGUGCUGCACAACAUCAAGACGAGGUUUGAACGCGAGUUGAUCUAUACCUACAUAGGCAGCAUCUUGGUGUCCGUGAACCCGUACAAAAUGUACAACAUCUACGGGACAGAGCAGGUGCUGCAGUAUGAGGGAAAGGCGCUGGGAGAGAAUCCCCCGCACCUUUUUGCUAUUGCAAACGUCGCCUAUACCAAACUGAUGGAUGCCAAACACAACCAGUGUAUUAUCAUCAGCGGCGAAAGUGGGUCAGGCAAAACGGAAGCCACCAAGCUGGUCCUGCGUUACCUGGCGGCUGUCAAUCAGAGGCGCAACGUGACGCAGCAGAUCGAGAUCCUCGAAGCAACCCCCCUGCUGGAAUCCUUCGGAAAUGCCAAAACCGUGAGGAACGACAACUCCAGCAGGUUUGGGAAAUUUGUGGAACUCUUUCUGGAGGAAGGCUUGAUCUGUGGUGCCAUAACCUCCCAGUACCUUCUUGAGAAAUCAAGGAUCGUGUUUCAGGCCAAAAACGAGCGGAACUAUCACAUAUUCUACGAGAUGCUGGCUGGCCUUCCGGCUCAGCAGAAGCAGCAAUUCUGCCUUCAAGAUGCAGAAACUUACUAUUACCUGAACCAGGGGGGGAACUGCGAGAUCCCUGGGAAGAGCGAUGCGGAGGAUUUCCGGAGGUUGCUCAGCGCCAUGGAAAUCCUCAACUUCAGCACUGAGGACCAGAACAGCAUCUUCCGAAUUCUGUCUUCCAUCCUCCACCUGGGGAAUGUCUACUUUGAAAAAUACGAGGCAGACUGCCAGGAGGUCGCGUCGGUGGUGAGUGAGAGAGAGAUCCGUGCCGUGGCGGAGCUGCUCCAGAUUUCGCCAGAGGGGCUGCAGAAGGCCAUCACCUUCGCGGAAACGCUGAGGGAAAAGAUUUUCACCCCCCUCACUGUGGAAAGUGCUGUUGAUGCCAGAGAUGCCAUUGCCAAGAUCCUGUACUCCCUGCUUUUCAGCUGGCUCACGGACAGGAUUAACAAGCUGGUCUACCCCAAGAAGGAGGCUCUUUCCAUAGCCAUUCUGGAUAUCUAUGGGUUCGAGGACCUCAGCUUUAACAGCUUCGAGCAGCUGUGUAUCAACUAUGCAAAUGAAUAUCUGCAAUUCUUCUUCAACAAGAUCGUCUUUAAGGAGGAGCAGGAGGAGUACAUCCGGGAACAGAUCGAGUGGAAAGAAAUCACCUUCAGUGACAACCAGCCCUGCAUUGACCUCAUUGCGCAAAAGCCACAUGGGAUUCUGAGGAUCCUGGAUGAUCAGAGCUCCUUUCCUCAGGCCACGGACCAUACUUUCCUGCAGAAGUGUCACUACCACCAUGGCUCCAGUGCAUUGUACACCAAGCCAAAGAUGCCUCUCCCGGAAUUCACCAUCAAACACUAUGCUGGCAAAGUCACCUACCAGGUGCACAAGUUUCUGGAUAAAAACUAUGAUCAAGUCCGCCAGGAUGUUCUGGACCUUUUUGUCAACAGCAAGACCAAAGUGGUGGCCAACCUCUUCUUCAGCCAUGCCCAGCAAGUGGCCCAGCAGAGGACCAUGAUGGGGAAGAACAGCACAGUCACCCGGCGGUAUAAAGCCCCAACGGUGGCCGCUAAGUUCCAGCAGUCGCUCCUGGACCUGGUGGAGAAGAUGGAGAGGUGCAACCCGUUCUUCGUCCGCUGCCUCAAACCCAACAACAAGAAGGAGCCAGCUGUCUUCGAGGCAGACAUCGUCAGCAGCCAGCUCCGGUACUCUGGAAUCCUAGAGACCAUCCGCAUCCGCAAAGAGGGCUUCCCAGUUCGCAUCCCCUUCCACAUCUUCAUCGACAGGUACAGGUGCCUGGUCGAUCUCUGGCCUGACAUCAGGCCGGACGGCGUGAGCUGCGUGGAGGUGCUGAAGAAGCUGUGUGCUGUGAGCCCCACCAUGUACUGCGUCGGAGCCAGCAAGCUGUUCAUGAAGGAGCAUGUGUACCAGCUGCUGGAGAGCAAGCGGGACCGCGCGCUGCACCGGGCCGCGCUCACCCUGCAGCACUACGCCCGCGCCUUCUUCAUCAAGAAACGCUUCCGCUCGCUGCGCCGCAAGAUCGUCCUCCUGCAGAGCCAGGCCCGGGGCUACCUGGCCAGGCAGAGGUACAAGCGGCUGAGGAAGAGUCUGAUCAAGUUCCGGUCCCUGGUGCACGUGUACGUGAAUCGCAGGAGGUACCUCAAGAGGAAGGAGGAGGCUCGCCGGCGGGCGGAGGAGGAGAAGAGAAAGGCCGAGCAGGAGCUGACCAAGAGGGAGGUGGUGGAUGUGACGCACCUGGAAAUCCCUGCGGAGCUGGCAGGGCUGCUGGAGCUGGUGGCAGCUCACACGCCGGUGCCUGCUCAGUGCGUCGCACUGGCCCCCGUGCCCACACUGCAAGUGGAUUCCCAGCUCACCCUGCCUCUCGACAUCAACAACUACCCCAUGGCCAAGUACGUGCGGGUCCACUUCCAGGAGCCGCUGUUCGGGAUGCUCACCGUGCCUCUGGCCUCCCCCCUGACCCAGCUGGAGGAGGAGUUGGUGCAGGAAGCGCUCGCUCUGUUCAAGCUGAUUCUGCGCUUCAUGGGUGACCCGCAGCUCGGCGGCGUGCAGGAGGACCUGUUUGGGAACUACAUCGUGCAGCGCGGGCUCACAGCGCCUGGCCUGCGGGACGAACUCCUGGCCCAGGUCGCCAACCAGGUGUGGCGCAACACCAACGUCAACAACGAGGAGCGGGGCUGGCUCCUCCUGGCCGCCUGCCUCAGCGGCUUCGCCCCUUCCGCCAGCCUGGAGAAACACCUGCUCAAGUUUGUUUCCGACUACGCCUUCGACGGCUACAGGCCGGUGUGCCAGCACAAGCUGAUGCGGGCCAUGCUGAAGUCCCAGCUUGGCCCCGAGGCGGCCCGCACCUACCCGCCCUCGCUGCUGGAGUGGACGGGCAGCAGGCAGCGAGCCAGCAUGGCCUUGGACGUCUACUGCUUCAACGGGGACCAGUUCUCCUGCCCCAUCCAUUCCUGGAGCACCGGGGAGGAGCUGGCAGGAGACGUCCUGAAGCACAGGGGGCUGACAGAAGGUUGGCGGGGCUGGUCCGUCUCCAUGAAGGACGGCGCCCAGUGGGCUGAGCUGGCUGGGCACGAUUACAUCCUGGACCUCGUUUCCGACCUGGAGCUGCCUCGGGGCUUCCCCAAGCAGAAAUCUUAUUUCAUCAUCGCUUCCGAAGGGGCGGAGGAGGGCAGCGGCGCCACCAGCGCAGUAUUCGGACAGGGCUUGGACUCGGAUGAGGAAGUCCCUCCCCCUCCGCUCACCAAGGCCCCCACGGGGCCGCCUCCAAACACCCCUGGCUCAGAGGGAUAUUACUGUCGUGAUUCUGACACCGUCAGCGAACCUCGAAUGCACAAGGGGUUGGAUCGCUACCUGGACAGUCUGUUUGACCCAGUGCUGUCCUAUGGGAAUGGGGACUUGGAGAAGCCGGCGGCUGUCUCCCGCAAGAUGAAAGGAGGAGGCCAGGUUGGAGGUGGGAGCAGCAACAGCAGCGUGGACCAAAGCCGCGCCAGGGCCCCCAGGGAGACCGGUUUGCAGGAAUCCACCCUGGAACUGCGGCGGGACCCUAUCCAGAGGGCAGCUGUGAGCGGGACUCCUGCCAGGACAGCGGCUCUCCUGCAGAAAGCUGGUAAGGAAUCAGCCCCCCCGGAGAAACCUCCUGUCUUGGGUUGGGCGCUCACACUGACCCCCCCGAAGGAAGGCGGGAAGGUCUUUGUGAAGAAGAGGGAUCCCCAUGAGGAGGCCCUGAGGAUCUUAAAGGGGCAGAUGUCAGGGACGCCGAGGGCCCCGGUGCCUAAGGAGACAGUAGCUAUGGUGAAGCCGGUUACCAGCAUCAGGAGGCCUUUCCGGCUGCUGUGGCCAGGUCUUUUCCUGCGUCGCCUCCAGGCCGACGAGGCGAUAGCUAUACACACGCAAGGCGAUCGGUUACCAUGGCGAUGGGCUUGGGAUGAGAGUCUGAUGGAGCAGAGAGCUGCCAGGACAGAGGGGUGUCCCAGAGAGCCUAGAGGAGUGGUCGCAGUCUCCCGGGAGCUCCCAGGCGAGCAGGAGCAGGUCCAGACGCAGCUGCACCGGUGCUGCAGCGAGGAGUUCUACACCUACCGCAACGUGUCCUGGAAAAUAUACAUCCGGAAAGAGGUGUUCUAUCCAAAGGAGAGCAUCAACAACCCCUGGUUACUGGAUCUCCUUUUCAGACAGAUCUUCCACGACACGCUCUCCGAAGCCUGCCUCAGGAUCUCCCCGGAGGAGCGACUGCGCAUGAGAUCCCUCUUCGCGGAAAACAAGCUGGACUCGUUCAGCCCCGUGGCCGACGACAGCGUGAAGAAGGAGAUAGUCCUGGCAGCCCGGGACAGCUGGGAGGUCUACUUCUCACGCCUCUUCCCCGCCACGGGCAGCGUCGGCACGGGGGUGCAGGUCCUGGCCGUGUCCCACACGGGGAUCAAACUAGCCUGUGGCUCCGGCAAUUCCAGCCACCAGCCCGGCAGCGCCUUGCCAAAGCGCAGCAGGGGGAGUCCGUGCCAAGCAGCCGGAGCCCAGUGGCUGGCGAGCAGGGUGCAUGGGAGGCACAGGCGGUGCCUCCGUUCUGCCCUGGCUCUGGCAGUAAGACCCACCCCACCCCUGGCUGUCUCAGCGGCGCUCUCCUCGCCUGUUCUUAACCCGUCCUUCCCCUCCCCCAGCUACGCCGACCUCCUCUUCGUGACCAUCCCCUCCAAGCACAUGCUGGAGUUCAACCUGAGCCACGAGAAGCUCAUCCUCUUCUCCCCCAGGGCCCCCCAGGUGAAGGCCAUGAUCGACUAUUUCAUCACGGAGCUCAAGAAGGACUCGCAGUACGUGGUUGCUGUGAGAAGCCACGUUACAGAGGACAGGAGCCAGCUGAGACCAGCCAUUCCCAAUCAAACACUGUGGCUGGAUUUUCAAAGGGGGCUGGCUGGGUUUAUGGGGCCGAUGUUUGCAGCUGUGCCUGCUGAGAUAUGGAAAAUCAACUCUCAUGCUUCAGGACAGGUCUCUGCAGAGCGGGACAGGAAGAUGGAGGUGUCCCCCGCAGGCAGCGACUAUGCGGACAACGUGGAGGAGUGCGGUGGUGAGCUUCCCGGGGACAGUGCCCUGCAGGAGGGGCAGUUCCCCAUGCUGGACUUUGCCAAGAAGUAUUUCCGGGAGUCGCAGAGGAGGAAGCCGGAGUCCUACAAGCAGAAAUCCCGGAAAGGGAAGGACUCGCCGGAUGUAGCAGAGCUUCUGAAAUUCACCAAGUGCCCGCUCCAGGAGGCGCUGAUCGACUUCCCCGACAGCUGCCUGAGCCGAGCUGCAGCCGAGGCCUUCCAAGCCGUGAUGAAAUUCAUGGGCGACUGGCCCCUCAGGGGGCAGACGGAGCUGGACGUCGUCUGCGCCGUGCUCAAGGUGUGCGCCGAGCACGAGGUCAUGAGGGAUGAAGUGUACUGCCAGGUCGUCAAGCAGACCACGGACAACACCAGCCCCAAGACGGACAGCUGUCAGAAGGGAUGGAGGCUGCUCUAUAUCCUCACCGCCUACUACAAGUGCUCCGAGGUCCUCAGGCCCUACCUGCUGCAGCACCUCCAGGAGACCUGCAGGAGCCCCGGGGUGCAUUUCCAAGGGAUCGCAAAGGCCUGCACGCAGAACCUCCGCAAGACCUUCCAGUUUGGCGGGCGGCGCGAAUUCCCCAGCAGCAUGGAGCUCAAAGCCAUGGUGGCCGGCCGGAGUGCGAAGCGCCAGCUGUUUCUCCUGCCAGGAGGGAUCGAGAGGCACCUGAAGAUCAAAACGUGCUCGGUCGCGCUGGACGUGAUCGAGGAGAUGUGCGAUGAAAUGGGGCUGCAUCGGCCCGAGGCCCUGGAGGAAUAUGUCAUCUUCGCCGUUACCAAUGGAGGUCAGAACGUCCGUCCCUUGAGCCGGCGGGAGUACAUCCUGGACGUGGCCACGGAGAUGGAGCUAGUGGACAGCAGCUACAUGUUCUGGUACCGGCGCGUCAUCUGGACCCAGCCGCUGAAAUUUGACAAUGAGCUCUAUGUCACCAUGCACUAUAACCAGGUCCUGCCCGAUUACCUCAAGGGACUCUUCAGCGUCCUACCUCCCCAGCAGCCCAGCGACCAGCAGCGCCAGCAGGUCUCCAAGCUGGCAGCCCUCCAGCACCGAGCCAAGGACAGCAUCUACCUGCCCACCGUCCGCGAGGUGCAGGGUUACGUCCCGCCCCAGUUCUGCCGGGCGCUGAAGCCUCAGUCGUGGCUCAACAUGGUGCUGCAGCAUAUGCCGCAGGUCCAGGCCCUGAGCGCCCACCAGGCCAGAGCUCAGUUCCUCGGGCUCCUGAGCGCCUUCCCCAUGUUCGGCUCUUCCUUCUUCUACAUCCAGAGCUGCAGCAACAACGCCAUCGUCUCGCCGUGCAUCCUGGCUGUCAACCAGAACGGGCUCAACUUCCUCAACAAGGACACCCACGAGCUGAUUGUGAAGUUCUCGCUGAAGGAGAUCCAGUCCACCCGGACCCAGCGGCCCACGGCCGGCUCCAGCUACCCCUACGUGGAGAUCAUGCUGGGAGACUUGGUGUCACAGAGGGUGACGCAGCUGCAGCUGGAGCAGGGCCUGGAGCUGUGCCGCGUGAUCGCCACCCACGUGGAAAGCCUGCUGUGCGCGCGCGAGAAGAGACUGACCCUCCCCCCCAGCGAGAUCACGCUGCUCUGAUCAGGCCUGUUCAACACGCACACACUUGCACACGCCAGCAGGGACUAACUAUAGACACUGAUGGGACGGAUGCUGAGCUGGUCCCAAUCAGCGUAGCUCUGUUGAUUUCAGUGGCAUGGGGCUGAGGGGUGGGACGGGGGAGUUCCAGACCACAGGUGAGGUGGGAGGGGUUAAGCGUAUGGGGAAUGCAGUCUGGCCAGUUAACAGGUGAACACGGAUGCCUUAAUUUGUGUUUAAUAACUGCCCUCCUGGACGAAGGUCACGACCUUUUUCCGGAAUCGGGUGUAUUUAAUCUGUCCCUUUACUCGCAACGUAUUGUCAGAUUGGCCGUAUGCAGGACAUGCGCGGUGUUGCACAUCUGUCCGUAUCAAGGGCCUAGCAGGCUAACCUCUCGCGGACUGCAAACACCAGAUGGCUUUUAUUUGUCUGCGCUCCUUUUUUUUUUUUUUUUUUUUUUUUUUGCUCUUGUUUGUCCUCUGAUGUAAUCCUUAUUUUUAUAAAUGUAAUUGGCGCCUGCAUUUGUACACUGGGCUGUAGCGCUAGCCCAGUCCAUGGCUUCCCGUUUUUGUAACUUUUUGCACUCCGCGUUGCGCUGAGAUUUAAUUUUUGUUUCUAAUUGGUGCAAAAUUAAAAAUUCCUUCGACAUCA
Pelodiscus sinensis (Chinese soft-shelled turtle) is the source of this 11678-nucleotide messenger RNA. Lineage: Eukaryota; Metazoa; Chordata; Testudines; Trionychidae. The record is from RefSeq and is a predicted model, not a curated record.